GUUAUUAGCACACACUCAUACGCUCUGUGGUGUGUCCUGUCGCUGCUCGUGACUCAGCUGUCAGUCGGGCUUCUGUCUUUGUCACCGUCGGACUGCUUUCCACAGCCAAGAUGAUGGAUGAGGAGUCCACCAAACGGUACGUCUGGACCAGUGACGACGAGCUGCAGCAUAAACCGGCUCAGCGAGGGAGUAAAGUCCAGGAUGGUCUGGAGGAGAGAGAGAUCACCGUGCUGCCGCGGAGGACGACGGAUGACCCGGGUGACUCCGUUGGGAUGAAGAUGCCGGACCCGUCUUCCUCCUGCUUUGAGUCUUGCUUCCGUCUGAGGGACAGAUGUCGUCCGCAGGGACUCAUCAGUCUGCUCAUCACAAAAGGGUGUUUGCUGGCUCUGCUGUUUGGAGUCGUCUGGUCCAUCACAGGAAGGGAGUGUUUACCUGGAGGGAACCUGUUCGGCAUCAUCAUCCUCUUCAUCUGCUCUGUGCUGGGAGGGAAGCUGGUGGGAAUGAUCCGCCUGCCUACCCUGCCCCCCUUCCCCCCACUGCUUGGGAUGCUGCUGGCUGGUCUGCUGUUGCGCAACCUUCCCUACAUAACGAACAGCAUCUUCAUCGACACUCGCUGGUCUGCAGCUCUGAGGAACAUCGCCCUGUCAAUCAUCCUGACCAGAGCCGGACUGGGACUCGACCCCUCGGCGUUGAGCCGUCUGAAGGGGGUGUGUGUACGUGUUGCUGUCGGGCCGUGUAUGAUAGAGGCCUGCGUUGUUGCCGUGGUUUCUCACUUCCUGCUAGGACUGCCAUGGGUGUGGGGCUUUAUACUGGGUUUUGUCCUGGCUGCAGUGUCUCCGGCUGUUGUUGUUCCUUCCAUGCUGCUGCUACAGACAGAAGGAUACGGAGUGGAAAAGGGAAUCCCCACCCUGCUGAUGGCUGCGGGAAGCUUGGAUGAUAUUUUAGCUCUUACUGGCUUCUCCACCUGCCUGGGAAUGGCCUUCUCCACAGGCGCUACGUGGAUGAACGUACUCAAAGGUCUGCUGGAGGUGGUGGGAGGAGUUGUAGCUGGGCUGGUCCUGGGCCUGUUCUUAUGCUUGUUCCCCAGCAGCGAGCAGGAGGACCUGGUGCUGAGGAGGACUCUCAUGCUGCUGGCUCUGUCCAUAUUUUCAGUCUUCUUCAGUCAUGUUGUUGGCUUUGCCGGGGCUGGCGGCCUCUGUACGCUGGUGCUGUCUUUCUUGGCCGCCCUGGGAUGGAGGAGGGACAAGGUCCCAGUGGCAGCUCUGGUCGGCCGGUCAUGGGAUGUCUUCCAGCCGCUUCUGUUUGGUCUGAUUGGAGCUGAAAUCACCGUUACAGCCCUCAGUCUCAACACCGUGGGUCUGGGUAUGGCCUGCAUCUGCACCGGUCUGGUGGUCCGCCUCCUUGUCACCUUCCUGCUGGUUCAUGCUGGAGGUUUUAACUGGAAGGAGAAGGUCUUCAUCGCCGUGGCCUGGCUGCCUAAGGCCACCGUGCAGGCUGCUAUUGGCUCCAAGGCGUUGGACAUGGCGAGGGAGGAGGGGGACGAGAACUCGAUCACGUUCGGUUUGGACGUGCUAACGUUAGCAGUGUUAGCCAUCCUGACCACGGCUCCCAUUGGUGCGUUGGGUAUCGGCCUGGCAGGACCCCGCCUCCUGGCCCGACAUGUCAAAGCAGAAGAGUCGGAGGAAGAAGCCACACCCCCCUGCCACAAUGGACCCCUUCGGGAAAAAGACAACGCGACCCUUGAGAGCCGACUGUGAAGCUUCAGAUGGAACAAACCAGAUCACCAGACUCACCAACGUUUGAGUUCUGACAUGUUGGAACAAAGUCUGACUUUGUGUUUCUGUUUUAUUAAAAGCCAGUAAUGAA
This is a messenger RNA of Melanotaenia boesemani (Boeseman's rainbowfish), 1866 nucleotides long. RefSeq names its product sodium/hydrogen exchanger 9B2. NCBI's taxonomy places the organism in Eukaryota, Metazoa, Chordata, Actinopteri, Atheriniformes, Melanotaeniidae. Gene Ontology annotation, molecular function: antiporter activity. Gene Ontology annotation, biological process: proton transmembrane transport. Bases 111 to 1757 code for a protein of 548 amino acids. Gene Ontology annotation, cellular component: membrane. The record is from RefSeq and is a predicted model, not a curated record. The transcript is spliced from 15 exons.